Molecule: messenger RNA, 855 nt
Organism: Naegleria fowleri
Lineage: Eukaryota; Heterolobosea; Eutetramitea; Acrasida; Naegleriidae
Exons: 1
Coding region: 1-855 (284 amino acids)
Biological process (GO): vesicle-mediated transport; intracellular protein transport
Cellular component (GO): cytoplasm
Molecular function (GO): GTPase activity; GTP binding
Source: RefSeq, a predicted model, not a curated record
AUGGGACAAGCCUCUCACAAACACCACAAAUCUUCUUCUUCCACUCUGGCCAAUCCUGCCAAUGCCUCCAAACAUUCCUCAACCGCAAGCAGCAACAGCAACAUUUCAAGCACUACAGAUGGUAGUAGCAGUUGCAACAACAACAAGAAGCAAAACUCGAGUAAUGUAACCAACAACAAUUCCAAAUCUGGCAAUCUCCUCAUGAAACACAAGAAGAAGAAGAAACAAGCAAAGGCAGUCAUGGUUGGUCUCGAUCACGCCGGUAAAACCAGCAUCAUGAUGAAACUCAAACACGGCAACAAGGGAAAGAAUUUACCUUCCACGGUUCCGACGUUGGGUUUCAAUGUGGAAGUUUUAAAGUACAAACGAACCGUCUUGACCAUGUUUGAUAUUGGAGGACUCUUCUUUAAAACGAAACAAUUGGCACAACAUUACUUUGAGAAGAACCAAGCGGUGAUUAUUGUGGUGGAUUCGAGUGAUCGUGAUCGUUUUGAGGAGGUACGAGAAAUGAUUCAUGUCGUGACUGAGAAUCCACUCCUUUCCGAUUGUAAGAUACUUCUCUAUUUCAAUAAGCAAGAUAUUGAAGGAGCAUGUAGUGUGCAGGAAUUUAAGAAGGAAUGUUUGGGAAUCAUUGAUUCGAGUUUGAGUUCGUCGUCUCUAUCCUCCUCUUCACCAUGCUCUUCAACAACAAGUACCUCCUUAUCGUUGGCUGCUUCUUCUUCACAUCGGAAGGACACUUUAGGCUCAUCAUGGACUUCUGCAUGCAUCAAACAACCAUUCACUAUUCAACCUUGCAGUGCCAAGACAGGAGAAGGAUUGUUUGAAGGCUUGGAUUGGCUCACUCAGAACGUGUGA